AGCGUUGCGGUUCUGGGGCUUGGGUGGCUGCUGGAGGAUCGACUCGCGGUUGGGGUGGGCUGCGGGAUGAUGGAGGAAGAAGAACUGGAGUUCGCGGAGGAGCUGGAGGCCGUGCUGCAGCUCACGCCCGACGUGCAGCUAGCCAUCGAGCAGGUAUUUCCAAGCCAGGAUCCUCUAGAUCGAGCAGAUUUCAAUGCUGUGGAGUAUAUCAAUACCCUGUUCCCAACAGAGCAAUCUCUGGCAAACAUAGAUGAAGUUGUGAACAAAAUCAGACUGAAAAUAAGGAGACUGGAUGACAAUAUUCGAACUGUUGUAAGAGGUCAAACAAAUGUGGGGCAGGAUGGCAGGCAAGCCCUUGAAGAGGCCCAGAAAGCUAUUCAGCAGCUCUUCAGCAAAAUCAAAGAUAUCAAAGACAAAGCAGAAAAAUCAGAGCAAAUGGUUAAAGAAAUCACCCGCGAUAUUAAGCAGCUAGAUCAUGCCAAACGCCACCUGACCACCUCAAUCACAACACUGAACCACCUGCACAUGUUAGCAGGUGGCGUCGAUUCCCUUGAAGCCAUGACCAGGCGAAGACAGUAUGGAGAGGUUGCUAAUCUUCUUCAGGGUGUGAUGAAUGUUCUGGAGCACUUCCACAAGUAUAUGGGAAUUCCACAGAUCCGGCAGCUUUCUGAAAGAGUGAAGGCUGCCCAGACUGAGUUAGGACAGCAAAUCCUGGCUGAUUUUGAGGAAGCAUUUCCUUCCCAGGGUACCAAGAGGCCAGGAGGACCCAGCAAUGUCCUACGAGAUGCAUGUCUGGUUGCUAAUAUUUUGGACUCCAGAAUCAAACAGGAAAUCAUCAAAAAGUUUAUUAAACAGCAUCUGUCAGAGUAUCUAGUACUUUUUCAAGAAAACCAAGAUGUUGCCUGGCUGGACAAAAUCGACAGACGCUAUGCUUGGAUAAAACGCCAGCUUGUGGACUAUGAGGAGAAAUAUGGCCGUAUGUUUCCACGUGAAUGGUACAUGACCGAGAGGGUUGCAGUAGAGUUUUGCCACAUCACAAGGACAGAACUUGCCAAGAUUAUGCGGACCAGAGCUAAGGAAAUUGAAGUGAAAUUGCUUCUUUUUGCUAUUCAGAGAACAACUAACUUUGAGGGGUUUCUUGCAAAACGCUUCUCCGGCUGCACCCUGACAGAUGGAACUCUGAAAAAACUCGAGUCUCCACCUCUUUCCACCAAUCCCUUCCUGGAAGAUGAGCCAGCACCAGAGAUUGAGGAACUGGUGAUAGAGAAAGGAGAUUUAGAUCAACCAAAGAAGCCUAAAGCCCCAGACAAUCCAUUUCAUGGCAUUGUUUCCAAGUGUUUUGAGCCUCAUCUCUACGUGUAUAUUGAGUCCCAGGACAAAAACCUUGGAGAGCUGAUAGACCGGUUUGUGGUUGAUUUCAAAGCCCAAGGGCCACCUAAGCCCAACACUGAUGAAGGAGGAGCCGUGCUCCCCAGCUGUGCCGACCUCUUUGUCUACUACAAGAAAUGCAUGGUGCAGUGCUCUCAACUCAGCACUGGGGAGCCCAUGAUUGCUCUGACCACCAUUUUCCAGAAGUACCUCCGAGAAUAUGCCUGGAAAAUCCUCUCUGGCAACCUGCCCAAAACCACAAGCAGCAGUGGAGGGCUGACCAUCAGCAGCCUCCUCAAGGAAAAGGAGGGCUCGGAAGUAGCCAAGUUCACCCUAGAGGAGCUCUGCCUCAUCUGCAGCAUCCUGAGCACAGCAGAGUACUGUCUGGCCACCACCCAGCAGCUGGAAGAAAAACUCAAAGAAAAGGUUGAUGUAAGUCUGAUUGAACGAAUCAAUCUGACUGGAGAAAUGGACACAUUCAGCACUGUCAUCUCUAGCAGCAUUCAGUUGUUGGUUCAAGAUCUGGACGCUGCCUGUGAUCCUGCCCUGACUGCCAUGAGCAAGAUGCAGUGGCAGAAUGUGGAGCACGUUGGUGACCAGAGCCCCUAUGUCACCUCUGUCAUUCUUCACAUUAAGCAGAACGUUCCCAUCAUCCGUGACAACCUGGCUUCCACGCGGAAAUACUUCACUCAGUUCUGCAUUAAAUUUGCAAACUCCUUCAUUCCCAAGUUCAUCACCCACCUCUUCAAGUGCAAGCCAAUUAGCAUGGUGGGAGCAGAACAGUUGCUGCUGGACACACACUCUCUGAAGAUGGUCCUGCUUGAUCUGCCUUCCAUCGGCUCACAGGUGGUGCGGAAGGCACCUGCCAGUUACACUAAGAUUGUCGUGAAGGGCAUGACCCGGGCAGAGAUGAUCCUUAAGGUAGUGAUGGCCCCUCAUGAACCGUUGGUGGUGUUUGUUGACAACUACAUCAAACUCCUUUCGGACUGCAACACAGAAACCUUCCAGAAGAUACUGGACAUGAAGGGGCUGAAGAGAAGCGAGCAGAGCAGCAUGCUGGAUCUCUUCCGCCAGAGGCUCCCCACCCCGCCCGCAGGGCCGGAAGGCUCCAGCUCGCUGUCCCUGCUGGCUCCGACACCAGAGCAGGAAUCAUCUCGCAUCCACAAACUAGAGAAACUAAUCAAAAAGAGACUGUAGGAGCAUUCAGGGGGCAUGGUUUCUCCUGGCCGGUGACCCUCAGCACCCUGCUGCCAGGAAGCCCCCCACCUCUCCUGUGCUUCUCCAACUCUCCGAUCAUCAGUCUUGAAACUUCCUGGGAUGUUUGGAUUGUUGAUGUGUCUCUCCUGUAACCUGUCUUAACUCUUGUCCUAAUCAGAGAAGCCGAAUAAGGGCCAGGUGAUAAAAAAGCAAGUUAAAUGACCUCUGAUUCCAGUGGCAGAGGGUGAAAGGCCUGUUCGCCCUCUGCUUUCAGGCUGCUUUCAUCUGGCCCACUUGUCACUGACUGUCGUCUCACUGCCACACUGCACCCUGUGGCACGAGGCCCUAUUCCCUGCUGUGUGCCUACCCAGGCACCUUGCUGAGAAAGCCUGGAUCUCACCCCUUCCUCCAUCUGCUGCCGUUUGAGGUCCCCUCUGCAGCCAGACCCUAAGAGUUGUUCUCCUCACUCUUUGAGGCGCAGAUGAAUGAAGGGACAGACAGCAGGUAUCAGACACUAGCCUUUCCUUAUGAAGGCAGUGGAAGCAGGAGCACUCUUCUGUGUAAAUGCCACUCUCCCGAUACAUGUUUUGCUUCUGGUACAUUUUACUACUUGGCCAAGAUACCCCAGUGUUCUCCCCUUUGUCAGGCAUCUCCAAUCCCUCUCUGUAUGCAUCCUCAGGAGAGCUUCCCUCUGUGUCUGUCUGCCAGGAGGACUGCAUGUGCCAGGCCUUGGAAGCAGGUGUCCCCUCUGCCAUAGGGUUCCUGGCCUGGGUGUGAGUGCAGACCUGUAUCUGCCUUGGAGAGAGGGUUCUGCCUGCCACACUGACUGUAUGAUGGAAGCAGAUUAUUCUUUCCAUUUCUUUAUUCCCAGUGUGCUCCUGACUUCUAGGGGAGGGAUUGCCUUCGUGAAGAGAAACCAGGAAGUUUUCCUAGAAAAAGUUUGCUGGACUUUCUCCUCAAAUGAAGCUGUGGGGCAGCCCAGGAGGCCUAAACCCUCAUCCCCUUCCUACCCAUUCAUUUUCAAAUCCAAAGUACUUUCCACAGUCAUCUGAAACAACAGAGGUGGUUUGUAGUGCCAGAGCUACAUACUGCUUUAUUACUACUGAAAAAGGACCCAGACCUUAGAAACAAAAUAUUGACCUAAAGAGGUGCUCAGAACUUGGCACAGCCCAGAACGCACCUGACCCCUGGCCUGCCCGCCCUGUCACCACUGGUGCCCGGCCAGCCAGGCUUUGCAGACAAGAAUUGCCUCACAGAACUGCUUCCGUCCCCACACAUCAUCCUACAGAAUGCGAACAUGCAACACACCAGGUAGUUGCCCGUAUUUGCCUGGUUCACUGGAAACCACGCCUCAGUUAACCGUGACCAUGGCCUCAGGGAGCUGCUGUUAGUGUCAGCAUUCAUUCGGGGAUUAUGAGCAAUUUGUUGGCGAGGUCGGGGGAGAGCUCAGCAGGAGGGUGAAGCUCUUUACAGAGAAUGUGCAUAACAGGCCUCAGGAUAUCAAAUAGCACUCAAGAUGAGUAUUCGGGGUAGAGAAGGUUUCCUGAAAAUCCAAACUUCAGGAUUUGAAACUCUGACCAGAAAGUGGUUAUUUCUCCCCUUCUUGGUUUCCAGUAUAACCAUUCUGCCCUAUUCCCUUUCCCUCUCCAUCAGCCUCUCCCAGACUCAGUCUGUCAGCCCCAGCUUCGAUCCUGGGCCUCAUUUCUUCAUCAACCUCCAGCCUGUUCUUGUUAGUGUGCCCCUUAUGCAUUGAGCAUCUCAACUGGAGGACACCGAGAAGAAAGUAAGUGGUGGAAGACAGAGGUGUGCGGCCGUAGCUGAGCUCUCUUAGGGCAAGACUGUUCAGCAAGAGCAGGACAGGCAGGGGGGGAGAGCCUUGGGGGAGGACCUGGGCAGCUCAGCAGGUAGAUUGCACUUUCCCCAUACACAGUCUGCACCGAUGGGGUUAACAUUCUCUUCCUGCUCUUGAAAGGAGGGGUGGUGGGCCCACCUCAGAACAGCACAGCCUCUUCAGUCAGCAGCCAUUGACCUGCAGAGCCAGGAAAGCCACUCUUGCACCUGGUUCUCUUCACUCUGUGUUUACAGAUCCAUGCUUCCCUUUUUGGAUUGUUCCUGAGUCAUUUUCUGGACAUCCCUGUAAUGGCAUUGAGAUGUCAGGCUGCUGUUUUCCCCCAGUUGGUGGUCACAGCCAGGGAAGUUGCUUUCUUGAUUUAUUGCAUUGUCAUUAAUCUCCAAGGAGCCAACAGAUGUCAGUAGGAGUUAUGUUAAAUGUUUCAUUGAUGGGGUCUGAAUGCUGUGUAUGCAUCUUGUAAAGACAGAGAAUGUUUCUCAACUGGGGGUAUGCAUUGGAACCACCUGGGGUCCUUUUACAAGGACAGAUGCCUGGAGAUUCGGAAUCGGUACGUCUGGAGUAGGGCCCCGCAUAUAGAGUUAGAAGUCCCAUAGGUGAUUAUGAUGUUUACUGCUUGUAACAUUGCAGUAGAGAGAAAUUUGUUUUACUGAAGGGCUCCUAUACUACAUUUCCAUAAAUAUAUACUUUUUCUGGCUCUCUAAGCAAGUGUAGUUACUGUACAAUAAACUGGUACUAACAUGGUAAAGAUUCUUUCCUGGUAGCCAGCAGUUUUAAUUUUAAACUUGCAUGGGUGGUAGGGACCAUGCCAGAAAUAAUGCUGUCCCCAUACUAACUAGGAUUCUUCCUGUUUUGAUGACCAAGCCCCAAACAGAAAGUUUAUUUAUUAUUGUCACUUCGAAAUAACGUUUAUAAAGGAGCACUCAUUGAUAAAAACAAUACCUAAGAACUGUGUUAUUCAGCUAAGUUAGAUAUUGUACCUGUUCCUUCCCCCACUUUCCCUAGCCCCUUUAAAAAAAAAACAAUUUUGAGUGGUUAAAAUAUUGUGGUUAAAAAUAAAUAUUGGUAAUUUAUAAUUGAUAAGGAGUUCACUGCUGCUUUUAUUAUGGACACACUUCCUAAUAGAUGCCUUAGAGGUACACAGGCUGGAGCAAGUUCCAUUUGGAUCAUGACAGUGAAACGAUAACCGCAGUGGACAGGGUGUUUUGACCUCCCAGUUCAGUGCCAGAAUUGAAGCUACCUGUUGCCAUGCCUCCCUCUCUUGAAAGGAACCAGUGCCUAGGACUUUGCCCGCCACCCAAAAGAGAAUGCCUACUUCCUCAUGCCUCUGGUGGCUCAUUAGAGCAGGUCAGACAGGACUGAUGGCAGAUUGCCAAAGACAGUCUGGGGCAAGCUGGGUAAACAGGCAGAUCCAGGGCUGCUCCCUGAGAUGGGGGAUGUCACACCGGCCCAUCCUGAAUUGCCAUUGGACAAGAAAGUUCCCUUUUUAGGAAAUGCUAGGAGAAAUGCCAGAAGUUCACAGCCGGAAAUGUAAUUUCUCUCCCCAGGAAGAGAAGUCUCCAAAAUAACUAGCUUGCUUGAGGGUGAAAGCAAGUGUUUCACACUUCUUGUCUACUCCAAGUCAGACUGCUAAAAAUAAAAUCACUAGGACUGCCAUUGGGCCAUUUAACCAAUAGCCUUGGAAACAUGGACAUAUGAAAAGCUGGCAUGCAUAAAGAGUGCUGUUGCAUAUUAUAUAGUAAAUAAAAAUUUCCAGUCUCAUUCUAGUAUUUAUCAAAAUAGAUACUCUCCAGGACCCUCAAAGUUCUAUACCUUAGGGAGAUACAGAUUUCCUUAAAGGGAUUGCUUUUUUGUGUAAAUAUCUUUUAUUUUCCCCAUCUGGAAGUGAUUUCUUGGUGCAUAUUGGAGCAUAAAAUACUACAGUUAAUUAAAGCAUUACUGCAUGUCAUUUGCUAGGAUGUAUUUCCUUACUGUUGACAGAAAACAGAACAGACUGUAGGAAAGAAUUAGCAAGCCUGUGAACCUGGGCUCCCCUAUCAGGGUCUGCCCUUUUCCCUGGUGAACACGUGCCCCAUUCCCUGGCGGCCUAAGGAAGCGGCACCCAAAAAUAGCACGUGCUGCUCAUCAGCACAGUCCUGGCAUGUCCACCUGGGGUGGAGGCCCUCUAUGUAAAUACACAUAAAGUGUUGCUUCUGAUUUGCGCUCUCAAUUUCUAUCCUGUUGACUUUCCCCACCUUACCAUUCCAGUCACAGCCUGCUUUUCUUUCCAUGUGACUGCCUAAUGGUUUUUCUCCUCUACACAGUUAGGUUAAUCCUGUUUCCUUAAUAGCUGGGUCGGCAUUUUGCAGUGAACUUUUUGGGAAGUCUGAUGUCUCUCUCAGCAGUGGAAAAGUCUGUCGCAGUACUUCCAUUAGGUUGGCUUCGAGAUCAUUACCUAGUUUCCAUUCCUUAUUUUUACCAGCAUCCCACUUUGGGGUGGCCAGAGAUCAAUCUGAGAAGGAAAAAAAACAUAACUCACCUAGAA
Molecule: messenger RNA, 6938 nt
Organism: Manis javanica (Malayan pangolin)
Lineage: Eukaryota; Metazoa; Chordata; Mammalia; Pholidota; Manidae
Gene: VPS53
Product: VPS53 subunit of GARP complex
Biological process (GO): retrograde transport, endosome to Golgi
Cellular component (GO): GARP complex
Source: RefSeq, a predicted model, not a curated record